AUGCACAUGAAAUCUGUACGUAUAUUCACUAGAACCAUUCAAACAUGGGUGCCCACUUACCCGAUCCAUUUACCCAUUUUACACCAAAUAUUACAAAAUUGUGCAAAAGAAAAGCUUCCUAAGAAAGGAAUGGCUUGUCAUGGCUGUAUAAUUCAGUAUGCAUUGGCUGACGACACUUUAACUUCAAACAUACUGAUAAACAUGUACUCAAAAUGCGGGUUUCUUGACUAUGCACGUAAAGUGUUUGAUGAAACGCCUGAACGAAGUUUAGUUUCUUGGAAUACCAUGAUCGGGGCGUAUACCCAGAAUGGAAAUGAAAGGGAAGCUCUUGAUCUUUUUGUUCAUAUGCAAAGAGACGGAACGGAGUUUAGUGAGUUUACGCUUUCGGGUGUUUUGUGUGCUUGUGCUGCCGAAUUUGCAGUGUUUGAGUGCAGGCAGUUGCAUGCUUUUGCAGUUAAGACGUCGAUGCUUGGGAAUAUGUUUGUGGGUACUGCGUUGCUUGAUGUUUAUGCGAAAUGUAGUUUGUUGGAGGAUGCGAUUCGGGUUUUUGAGUAUAUGCCUGAAAGGAGUGUCGUGACUUGGAGUACGAUGGUGGCAGGGUAUGUGAAGAAUGAGCUUUACGAGGAAGCAUUGUUGAUUUUUAGGAAAAUACAGGUUACGGGAGUUGAAUUUACUCAGUUUAUUAUCUCUUCGGUUCUUGCUGCUUGUGCUGCUAUCGGUUCUAAAAUUGAAGGAAUUCAGGCACAUGCGGUGUUGUUUAAGACGGGAUUUACUCUUAACUUCUUUGUGUGUUCUUCUCUUGUAGAUAUGUAUUCCAAAUGUGGAAGCAUUAACGAAGCUUAUCUAGUGUUCUCGUUUGCAGAAGAUAAAGACGUUGUUUUACUGAAUGCAAUGAUUUCUGGGUUUUCAAGACAUGGUCGGUCCAUGGAAGCAAUGAUGUUGUUUGAGAAAAUGCAGCAGAUUGGAUUACAACCAAACGAGGUUACGUAUGUCUCUGUAUUGUCUGCUUGUGGCCAUAUGGGAUUGGUUAAAGAAGGGAAGAAAUACUUUGAUAUGAUGGUAAAAGAACAUAAUAUAUCACCUAAUGUUUUCCACUACUCUUGCAUGGUUGAUGUUCUUGGUCGAACAGGUCUGAUUGAUGAAGCUAAGAGCAUGAUAGAUAAAAUGCCGUUUGUGGCAACUGCGUCUAUAUGGGGAUCACUUUUAAGCUCAUGCAGAGUCCAUGGAAAUGUUGAAUUGGCCGAGAUUGCUGCUAAACAUCUGUUUGAGAUUGAACCCGAUAAUGCAGGAAACCAUAUUUUGCUUUCAAAUAUUUAUGCUGCAAAUAGACAGUGGGACGAUGUAAUACAGGCAAGAAAGCUUCUUAAGGAAACAGAAGUAAAAAAAGAGAGGGGUCAGAGUUGGAUUCAAAUCAAAGACAAGGUUCAUGCGUUUAUGGUCGGAGAUGGAAACCAUGAUAGAAUCGGCGAAAUUUAUUCAAGAUUGGAGGACCUAUUGGAAGAAAUGAGAAAACUUGGUUAUAGAUGUGAGACUCAACAUGACUUGCAUAAUGUUGAAGAUAAUCAGAAAGAGGAACUUUUAAGGCACCACAGUGAGAGACUUGCGCUUGUGUUUGGAUUAAUGUGCUUACCUUCUUCUGUUCCUAUAAGAAUUAUGAAGAAUCUCAGAAUCUGUGGGGAUUGUCACGUUUUUAUGAAGCUUGCAUCUAAGAUAACAGGAAGGGAGAUUGUGGUACGUGAUACAAAUCGAUUUCAUCAUUUUAGGAAUGGGUUUUGUUCGUGCGCAGAGUUUUGGUAAUCGAGUUUGGUUUAUAUAAAUGUUAUAUAUUAUGGUACUAAUCAAGUAAUUUAGAAUGCAAGACAACAGAAUCGUCAUAGCAAGUGGCUGGGAAGCACUGAUGUAAAUAAUUGAUGGGAUGUGAAGAUGAAAUUUGCAACUCAAAGAGACUUAUGCCUUCAAGAAUCACACACCAGGCCGGGUGCAUAACUAAUAAUAUAUGGUAAUAUUUCAUGAUAUUUGAUGUAAUACAAGAUACACAAAAGGGUUUUAAAUGGACCUGUCCAUCUGCUUCACAAUGGGAAAAUUCUGUUUUUUGUAUUUCAGGU
Molecule: messenger RNA, 2105 nt
Organism: Erigeron canadensis
Lineage: Eukaryota; Viridiplantae; Streptophyta; Magnoliopsida; Asterales; Asteraceae
Product: pentatricopeptide repeat-containing protein At5g04780, mitochondrial
Exons: 1
Coding region: 1-1797 (598 amino acids)
Biological process (GO): RNA modification
Molecular function (GO): protein binding; RNA binding; zinc ion binding
Source: RefSeq, a predicted model, not a curated record